Molecule: messenger RNA, 5571 nt
Organism: Purpureocillium takamizusanense
Lineage: Eukaryota; Fungi; Ascomycota; Sordariomycetes; Hypocreales; Ophiocordycipitaceae
Product: Multidrug resistance protein
Exons: 6
Coding region: 595-5193 (1532 amino acids)
Biological process (GO): transmembrane transport
Cellular component (GO): membrane
Molecular function (GO): ATP binding; ATP hydrolysis activity; ABC-type transporter activity
Source: RefSeq, a predicted model, not a curated record
CCGAUCCCUCGCCUCGCACGCGCACUAAUACCUAACAUUGACGUCCAUCGGGGAAGCGGUGACUCGGAGUGGGCGAGCGGUGCGGUGCUGUCGGCGUCUCCCUCCCUUUUUGUGCACAAGUUUUUCUUGGCCGGGACGUCGCCGGGAUCUCACCAUCCGAGGACGCUCCCCCCCCACUCGGCGCCGCUGGGACGCCGCUUGGCUCGAGGAACUAACAACCUACGCCAGCGCCCGUGCAGCGCCCGCGCGGUCGCUAAAUUUCCGCCACAGGCGCGCGAUGCUGAGUCCGAGGAGUCGCAGGGCCGCCGACGGGGAGGGUCAAAACGGCAGCGGAAGGGUGCCAUGCAGCGUCGUGGUUGGCGAGGCGCCGGGCUUGUAUGCUUGGGGUCCGGGAGACCUUUCCCGACUCUUCUUAGCCGCACGCACCUCAGUGCGCGCGUGUGCUGAACCGUACUCCGGCUCUCCGUCGCGGACCAGACGCCUAUGCGAGGCCACCCGUCCUUUCUCUCUCGCGACAUAAUCCAGCCUACGUCAGCCGCAUUGUUCCAUCCCAGGCUCAUCCCCUCACGCGCAUGAGCGGGCAUAAUCGCCGCCAUGUACGGCAUCAACGCAAAUUACGACUCCACGGCCGCCACGACCGGCGUGCCCAUCAAUCCCCGUCACGAUGCGCACGAGGAAGAGCUCGCGGCCGCCACCGCGCAGACCACCGAUCCGACCAAGACGCAGGCCACCUCCAUCACCGAGGCCGGGGGCAACGACGAAAAGCUUGGAUCCUUCCCCAACUCGCUGGGCAAGGACGACGAGGACGAUUCGCCAGAGGCGGAGAUGGUGCGCCGCACUUCCGUCGUGCAGGCCCUUGCGCGCUCGUACUCGCGAGCCUCUGGCGCGGCACCUGGCGGCACCGAGAAUCCAUUCUUCGCCGAGGAGGACUCGCCCUUGAACCCAAACUCGGCCAGCUUCAGCGGUCGCGAGUGGGCCAAGGCCGUCGUCGAGCUCGUGUCGCAGGAUGGUGGCGGCUUCCGCUCGGCUGGCGUCUGCUUCCAGAACCUCAACGUCCACGGCUUCGGCGCGUCGACGGAUUACCAAAAAGACGUCGCCAACGUGUGGCUGUCCCUCGCAGCGACUGCACGUCAACUCACGGGCUCUGGCCGCCAGCGCAUCGAUAUUCUGCGUCAGUUUGACGGCCUAGUGCACAAAGGAGAAAUGCUGGUGGUGUUGGGCCCCCCUGGAUCCGGUUGCUCCACCUUCCUCAAGACCAUUGCUGGAGAGAUGAACGGCCUUUUCGUCGACGAUGGGUCCUAUUUCAAUUACCAAGGCAUUGGCGCUAAGGAGAUGCAUUCGAACCAUCGCGGCGAGGCAAUUUACACCGCCGAAGUGGAUGUGCAUUUCCCCAUGCUGACUGUUGGCGAUACCCUCACUUUUGCCGCCCGCGCCCGCCAGCCCCGCCAGCUACCCCAAGGUCUCAACAGGAAUGACUUUGCCGCCCACCUCCGCGAUGUGGUCAUGGCCAUGUUUGGCAUUUCGCAUACCAUCAACACGCGGGUUGGCAAUGAAUACGUGCGAGGCGUCUCGGGUGGCGAGCGCAAGCGUGUCACCAUUUCUGAAGCCGCCUUGUCUGGCGCGCCCCUGCAAUGCUGGGAUAACUCCACCCGUGGCCUGGAUUCCGCCAACGCUAUCGAGUUCUGCAGGACGCUUCGCCUGCAGACGGAGCUCUUCAGCAGCACUGCCUGCGUGUCUAUCUACCAGGCACCGCAGAGCGCCUACGAUCUCUUCGAUAAGGCUGUCGUCUUAUACGAGGGUCGCCAGAUCUUCUUCGGUCGCGCUGAUGCUGCUAAGCAAUAUUUCAUCAAUCUCGGCUUCGAGUGCCCUGCCCGUCAGACUACCCCCGACUUCCUCACCUCCAUGACGUCGCCACUGGAGCGCAUUGUCCGCCCUGGCUUUGAGGGCAAGGCGCCGCGAACACCCGAUGAGUUCGCCGCCGCCUGGAAGAAUAGUGUCGAGUACAAGGCCCUGCAAGCCGAAAUUGAGGACUACAAGAUUGCUCACCCCAUUGGUGGUCCCGAUGCAGAGGCAUUCCGUGCUUCCAAGCAUGCUCAACAGGCUCGCGGCCAGCGCAAGAAGUCUCCCUACACCUUGUCAUUCGGCCAACAGGUCAAGCUGUGCCUGUGGCGAGGUUGGAAGCGAUUGACUGGCGACCCCAGCUUGACCGUCGGCGCCCUUAUUGGCAACUUUAUCAUGGCUCUUAUCAUUGGCAGUGUUUUCUUCAAUCUCGGCGAUUCGACCGGAAGCUUUUUCCAGCGCGGCGCCUUGCUCUUCUUCGCCUGCUUGAUGAACGCCUUUGCCUCCGCCCUUGAGAUUUUGACAUUGUAUGCCCAACGACCCAUUGUCGAGAAGCACAGUCGGUAUGCUCUAUACCAUCCGUCGGCAGAGGCCGUCGCAUCAAUGCUGUGCGACAUGCCCUACAAGAUAUUGAACUCGAUCGUCUUCAACUUGACGCUCUACUUCAUGACGAACCUGCGGAGAGAACCGGGGCCUUUCUUCUUCUUCCUGCUCAUAUCUUUCGUCACGGUUCUGGUCAUGUCCAUGAUCUUCCGCACCAUCGCAUCGGCUUCUCGCACCUUGUUUCAGGCGCUCGUUCCCGCCGCCAUAUUGAUCCUUGACCUGGUUAUUUUCACUGGUUUCGUCUUGCCCAAGCGCUACAUGUUGGGCUGGUGCCGUUGGUUGAGCUAUAUUGACCCUCUCGGCUACGCAUUCGAAGCCCUAAUGGUCAACGAGUUCCACGAACGCAAGUUCGAGUGCAACCAGUACGUGCCAACGGCUCAGGCCCCAAGCCCAGCAGCCCCCAAUUUGCUGUCUGAGUAUGCCAACGUGGGUGGCAACAACCGGGUUUGCAGCGCCGUCGGAUCCAUUCCUGGCCAAUCCUAUGUCCUAGGCGAUGACUACGUGUACCAGCAGUUUGAAUACCAGUGGAACCACAGAUGGCGCAACUUUGGUAUCGUCAUUGCGUUCACCAUCUUCUUCCUCAUCUGCUACAUGGUGGCUGCCGAGCUGGUGUCCGAAAAGAAGUCCAAGGGCGAGGUUCUUGUCUACCGCCGCGGUCACAAGCCCGCCGCUGCCAGGCACGCCGAAAAGAAACGUGACCCCGAAGCGGCAAUGGCAAAUAUCGGACCCGUCAUUACUGCUGAGCGCAGCCGUGGUCAGGUGGGCAAGGAGGGUGGAUUGCUCCAGGAACAGACGUCUGUGUUCCAGUGGCAUGACGUCUGCUACGACAUCAAGAUCAAGGGUGAACCGCGCCGCAUCUUGGACCAUGUCGAUGGCUAUGUGAAGCCGGGGACCCUCACUGCGCUAAUGGGUGUGUCGGGCGCGGGCAAGACCACUCUCCUGGACUGUUUGGCGGACCGCACCUCGAUGGGUGUCAUUACGGGAGAGAUGCUGGUGGACGGCCAGCCUCGUGAUCGAUCCUUCCAGCGCAAGACCGGCUACGUUCAACAGCAAGACCUCCACUUACAAACGACAACCGUCCGCGAGGCUCUCAACUUCAGCGCCAUUCUUCGCCAGCCAGCUCACGUGCCGAAGGAAGAAAAGCUAGCCUACGUUGAGGAGGUCAUUAAGCUAUUGGAAAUGGACGAAUAUGCCGACGCCGUCGUUGGCGUUCCUGGCGAAGGCCUUAACGUUGAGCAGCGCAAGCGUCUUACAAUCGGCGUGGAGCUCGCUGCCAAGCCCCCCCUACUGCUUUUCGUUGACGAACCCACCUCCGGUCUUGAUUCGCAAACGUCUUGGGCAAUUCUGGAUCUCCUUGAGAAGCUGACCAAGGCUGGCCAGGCCGUGCUUUGCACAAUCCACCAGCCUUCAGCAAUGCUCUUCCAACGCUUCGAUCGCCUCCUGUUCUUGGCAAAAGGCGGCAAGACUGUCUACUUUGGUGAGAUUGGCGAGAACUCGAAGACUAUGACCAGCUACUUCGAACGCAAUGGUGGCCACCCGUGUCCUGACGAGGCCAACCCCGCCGAAUGGAUGCUGGAAGUUAUCGGCGCUGCACCCGGAACGACUACAGACAUCGACUGGUUCCAGACUUGGCGUGAGAGCUCCGAGUACACUGCCGUCCAAGACGAACUCGAGAACAUCAAGCGCGAAAAACAGGGCAUUGCAGCACAGACCGAGGAUGAGGACCCCGGCAGCUACCGUGAAUUUGCCGCGCCGUUCUCGGUUCAGGCCAAGGAGAACCUUUUCCGAGUCUUCCAGCAAUACUGGCGAACCCCGGUAUAUAUCUACGCGAAAACGGCGCUCUGCACCCUCGUUGCGCUCUUCAUCGGUUUCAUCUUUUUCCGUGCGCCCAAUUCUAUUCAGGGCCUGCAGAACCAGAUGUUCUCCAUUUUCCAGCUCCUCACCGUCUUCGGUCAGAUUGUUCAGCAGUCCAUGCCCCAGUUCGUCAUCCAACGCUCCCUAUACGAGGCUCGCGAGCGUCCCUCAAAGGUCUAUUCUUGGAAGGUCUUCAUGCUCUCGCAGAUCAUCGUGGAGCUGCCCUGGAAUAGCUUGAUGGCCGUGCUCAUGUACGUCUGUUGGUACUACCCUGUCGGCCUCUACCGCAAUGCGGAGCCGACUGACGCUGUCACCGAACGCGGGGCACUCAUGUUCCUUUACCUCCUGAUGUUCAUGCUCUUCACCGGUACUUUCUCGACGUUCAUCAUUGCUGGUUUCGAGACCGCAGAGGCCGGUGGCAAUCUCGCCAAUCUCAUGUUCACGCUUUGCCUCAUCUUCUGUGGUGUCCUGGCCCAGCCGAACACCCUGCCUCGCUUCUGGAUCUUCAUGUAUCGCGUAUCGCCGUUCACAUAUUUGGUCAGCGGUCUUUUAUCAACAGGCGUGGCCAACACAAACGUUAUUUGCGCCGACAACGAACUGCUGCAUUUCUCGCCGCCUUCGGGAAAGACUUGCGGCGAGUACAUGUCCACGUACAUCAAAGUCUUUGGUGGCAGCUUGGAAGACAAGAACGCAACCUCGGAGUGCUCAUACUGCCCCAUCUCAGAGACGAACAAGUUCUUGGAGGGAGUCAGCAGCAACUACGAUGACAGGUGGCGCAACUUUGGCAUCCUGUGGGCCUUUGUUGUGUUCAACAUUUUUGCCGCACUCUUUGUGUACUGGCUGGCACGAGUGCCCAAGAAGAACCUUGGCAACGAGAAGAAGAAGAAGAAGGAGUAGCUAGCCCCCGCGACUCCUUCGAGUAUUCUCUUACUUGUGCUUUCUCUUUUACAGACUCGUCCAUCUCCUCACGAGUCUUGAACAUCUUGUUUAGCGGAACCUGCGGCUGUGGUGCGCUACACUGAGUCCUGCAGGUUUCGCUGUCAUUUAAUCAUGUUGCAUUGGGUCGCGGAGUUGAACUCUCGCCACGCUCCAGUCCACGUCAUAGAUACGACUGGGCCCGGUCACUUCCUAUUUGUUGCAAAUUACAGCCGGUACAUUUAUACGUACAGAAGACUGGGUGUCGGAUCAGAAUAGAGUGGUACAUAAUGUAAAAUUAGAUUUUUGUCAGUUUCGGGAAAGCGAUGCUCCCAAUACGGUGCUGCAUUGAAUGGUGCC